Molecule: messenger RNA, 2892 nt
Organism: Echinostoma caproni
Lineage: Eukaryota; Metazoa; Platyhelminthes; Trematoda; Plagiorchiida; Echinostomatidae
Source: the annotation of a GenBank genome assembly
AUGGCAAAGCGUUCGAUUCGCAUCGCCUAUAUGCUCCUGAAUAAACUCGGUCCUCGGGGUGAACAAAGCUUAAAACCACGUGAUCGUGUAGCGUUGGUCUACGCAAAUAACGAGCCAAUCAGUUUUCUCUCUGCUUUCUACGGUUGCAUUUUGGCCAGUGUUGUACCGAUCGCAAUCGAAGUUCCAUCCGCCAGACGGGAUGCAUCUUGUCAGAGUAUGGGAUUUCUGCUCAGUAGCCAGGAUGCUCGGAUCGUACUGGCUAGUGAACAGUGCUACAAGGCAUUGCAACGUGGUCCGAACGGUGAUAUUGCUGCCUAUCCGGGAUGGCCCCGAGUGACGUGGAUCAAUACAGAUCAUCAUGGAGCUGGUACUAAACCCCCAAAAGAUUGGGUACCGCCAGAUCGACUACCGAAUGAGGAAACCAUGUAUAUGGAGUAUACCUUCACCAAAGAUGGUAGCGUUCACGGAGUGAUGAUCAGUCGGCGUGCUGCUCUAGCUCAUUGUCGUGCACUGACCGCGGCAUGUAGCUAUUCCGAAGAGGAUGUCGUUGUUUGUGUGGUCGAUUGUCGUAGAGAGACCGGACUAUGGCAUGCAGUGUUGGCGAGCAUCUUCAAUGGUCUUCACGUGAUCUUCGUUCCGUAUUCUGUCAUGCAAGUAGACCCCGGAUCAUGGUUACGUAUGGUUACCAAAUAUCGAGCUUCUGUGGCCAUUGUGAAAAGUCGUGAUAUGCAUUGGGCCAUGCUGGCUGAACGGGAUCACCCGAAUGUGAACCUGUCCUCCCUCAGAAUGCUUCUCGUGGCCGACGGUUCGAAUCCUUGGUCAUUGAAUUCGUGUGAUUCAUUUGUCCAAAAGUUUCGUUCCCGCGGUUUUUUGGCCGAGGCUGUUUGUCCGUCCGCGGGCAGUCCGGAAACGAUGACUGUUUGUUUGCGACGGCCGGCCCAUCCCACGCUGCACGCCACUCUGAACGGGAAAGUUUAUCCGAACGGUGGUACAUCUCAUACGGCUGGUACCACACCUGGCACGCAAACGGCCGUUUCCAGUGCUGUCCGAGGUGUGAUUUCGAUUCACAGUCUGACCUAUGGUGUCGUUCGAGUCGAUUCCGAGGAUUCAUUGACUUCGCUCACUCUUCAGGAUUGCGGACAAGUGCUACCUGGUGCAUCCGCUGUUGUUGUCCGCCUUGGUCCACGACCAAUCUUGUGCAAGACAGACGAACUUGGUGAGAUCUGUCUGGCGGCUGACUAUACUGGCACUGGAUAUUGGGGUCUUCGUGGUCAGACUGGAGCGCAUUUUCAUGUGGAACCGUUAAACGAGGACGGGACUCCGGUACAUUCGCCUGGCAGUGUCUCAUACACUCGAUCUGGAUUUCUGGGGUUUCCUGGUCCGGCAACUUCAGGCGGUCUGAUUUUUAUCUGCGGCUCGGUGGACGGAUUGAUGACUGUGGCCGGUCGAAGACAUAAUGCCGAUGAUGUGAUCGCCACCGUACUCGCAGUCAAUCCGACAAAGAUUGUCUAUCGUGGUCGAAUCGCCGUGUUUUCCAUUGAAUUGCUCAAAGAUGAACGAAUAGUCAUUGUGGCUGAACUUCGUCAGGGCUAUUCAGAUGAAACCGCAUUUACAUGGAUGUCACUUGUUCUCCAGGCGGUGGACAGUAUUCAUCAAGUCAGUGUAUACUGUCUAGCUCUGGUUCCACAGAACACUUUGCCUCGAACCCCGUUUGGAGGCAUUCAUGGUCAUGCGGUCAAGCGUCUGUUUUCCGACGGUCGCUUGCAUCCGACCGCUUUGUUGCUCUGUCCACACUCGGCCAUCCAGAACUUGCCUCAACCCCGUCAACCUCGCCCGAUUCAAGUUGGACCGUCUGCAAUAAUGGUCGGUCAGGUAGUCCAAGGUGUCCGAAUGGCCGAGGCUCGAGGACGUCCACUUGGACCAAGUACAACGGCACCAUCGAUUGGAUCAAUCGGAGGUACACCGGAUUCGGGACUCCAACUACUUACUGAAAUUUUGGUCUGGCGUGCCACACACACUCCAGAUGAUCGUCUUUUCACUGUCUACAAUCAAAAAGGUCAAGAGGCAUCGAGUCUGACCUGUUCGCAGCUAUUAAGACGUGCUGAACGCUUGGCCGGCCUGUUACAGGAUAAGGCCAAAGCUACUCAGGGAACUGUGAUUGCCCUACUAUAUCCACCGGGUACCGAAAUAGUGUGUGCCUUCUACGCCUGUCUCCUAAUCGGUGCAAUUCCUGUACCAAUUCGACCACCACGACCAGAUCAGAAUGUGUCUUCCGGUACCUCGGGAGGGGUUGGCGGCAACAGUGGUGUAUCCGGUUCGAGUGCUCUGCUUUCCGGUCCGCCAGGAUCGGGUUCGAGUACCGCAUUGAGCCUGUUGGGUCUGAGCUCUAGCAAUCAGUCCGCAUCCGGAAGCACUGGCAGUUGUUCGAACGUGCAUCUACGCCCUGCGGCACCAAGUUUCGAAGCAUCCCUCGAAUUGAUAUGGAAUGUGGAUGCUACCAAUCGAAUACCAUUUAAUCAUUGGCCUUUAAUAAUCGACUCCGAAGAGAAUUACCGCAAAAAAGUCAAUCUACGUCAGCCUUCCCCCGGUACGGAACAGUCAGUGGCCUACUUAGACUUCGCAGCAUCGACCACAGGUACCCUAACCGGAAUCCGUGUCACGCAUCAAGUGGUGCAUGCCUUGUGCCGUGCACAAAAAGUCCAAUGUGAAUUCUAUCCGGCGCGAGAGGUGGUUCUCAGUCUGGAUCCGUAUUCCGGUCUCGGUUUCACUCUGUGGGCGCUCACAUCCAUUCACUGCGGACAUCACUCGAUUCUCGUACCACCUAGUGUGACUGAAGUGGUCCCAGAUUUGUGGCUGAGCAUAUGCAGUCAACGAAAAGGUAAGCACGACUGA